This is a messenger RNA of Homalodisca vitripennis (glassy-winged sharpshooter), 1593 nucleotides long. RefSeq names its product probable chitinase 10. Lineage: Eukaryota; Metazoa; Arthropoda; Insecta; Hemiptera; Cicadellidae. Gene Ontology annotation, cellular component: extracellular region. Gene Ontology annotation, biological process: carbohydrate metabolic process; chitin catabolic process. Gene Ontology annotation, molecular function: chitin binding; chitinase activity. The record is from RefSeq and is a predicted model, not a curated record. The transcript is spliced from 8 exons. Bases 233 to 1531 code for a protein of 432 amino acids.
ACACAAACAUUGUAAAUUGAGUAAUUUAGAACCUUACAAUUUGAUCCCUCAUUAACUCUUACGUUAAUGACUAAACAAUUAAUUAGUGAUUCACUUGUGAUUUUCAUUCUUCAUACCUAGUUAGGUAUUCACACUGUGUAUUGGCAGUGGUUUCCAAAUCAACAGUUGGUGCUGUCCACCUGAUUAAAUAUUAGUAAAAUACACUUGUGCCGUGCUCAGUCCCGAAAGAGACAUGUAUAAGUACGUUUUACUUUUGUUUCUUGUUGCGUUCCUCCUAAAACCAGCUGCUCUUGAAGACUCCAGUUCAUCUUCAAGUUCAAGCAGUGAGGAAGACAGUGAAGAGAAUCAUGGAAUAUCGGGAAAAGUACAUUUUAAAAAUUGUGCAAACCAAAAAUGCAGUGGUAAACAAGAAAAAUCAGUAGUGUGCUAUUUCACAAACUGGGCUUGGUAUCGAAGUGGUAUAGCGAAGUUUAGACCAGAAAAUAUAACUGCCUCCCUAUGUACUCACAUCAUAUACGCUUUUGCUUCCCUGGAUGAGACAACUCUGACCAUAGUUCCAUCUGACUCUUGGGCAGAUAUUGACAAUAAAUUCUUUGAAUUGGUAACUGCACUCAAAGAGUAUGGACUGACAGUACUGAUCGGUAUUGGAGGAUGGAACAACUCGGCAGGCAACAGGUGGAGUAGACUUCUCAGUAACUCCACAGCACGAACAGCUUUUGUUGCAUCUGUCAUCACUUUCAUGAAGAAGUACAACUUUGAUGGUCUGGACAUGGAUUAUGAGUAUCCUGGUUGCCCUCAGGGCAAUAGAACAGCGGGUCUCCCGACUGACUCAGAAAACUUCAACUGCCUUAUGUCUGAAUUGAAAACUGCCUUUGAAGAGAAAUAUUUGCUCACAGCUGCUACUGCUGGUGGCAAAAAACUUAUCGAUGAGUGUUAUAACAUGAAAGAACUAUGUCAGAUUGUUGACUGGGUGAACGUGAUGGCAUAUGAUUACCACAGUUCCGCAGAUGGGGAGACAGGAGCCAACGCUCCUACUUGUGGUACCAAUUCUUCUUGGGGUGCGGUCGAAACUAUCAAGUAUUACAUCAAUGAGCUGGAAUGCCCUGCUGACAAGAUUGUGUUGGGGAUACCGUUCUAUGGUCAGACCUUCACAAUGGUUGACACUUCCCCAGCACAGUUUGGCGUACCGGUUUCUGGCCCUGGCACAGCAGGCACUUACACCAGCAAUGCAGGCACUCUCGCAUACUAUGAGAUUUGCCUGCUGAUAAAAAGCGGUUACAACUAUGGCUACAGUCCAAUAAAUGACAGUUAUGCAUGGAGUGGCAAUCAGUUCAUCAGUUAUGAUAGCCCAACGGACAUAAUCAGAAAGUCUUGCCUUAUAAAUAAGUGGUUUAAUCUAAAAGGAGCUAUGUUUUGGACUUUGGACUACGAUGACUUCAGUGAUGCUUGUGGAUGUGGAAGCUACCCCUUGUUGACUACUCUGAACCAAGAGCUGAGAUGUCUAAAUUCCUCAAGAAUCCAAUGUUACUGAUUCUCCAGCAUUAAUUAUAGCAGAGAUUGUUACAACCAAUGAAAUAAAGUGUUUGAAUCAUG